AGCUGGCGACACGAGAGGUGUGAUAGUCUCACUUCUCACCUCAUUUUUUGAUCAAGAUGAAGCUGGUUCUUUGCAUCUUGCUGUUGGCAGGAAUUUCUGCUCUUGGAAAUGGUCAAUUCAAAUCUGGCUUUGAUCAACUAGUGCCGAAAUUUUCUGAUGCAGGAAAAUUACCCCAGCAUAUGGCAGGUGACCAUGAUGCAUACAAGCACCAGCAAACACAACAGCAAAAACAAUACGAAGACCGUAUUUCAUCACAACGUAAAAUGCUGGAUGAUCAUGAUCAGAACACUUUAUUCAAGAAUCCUGCCAAUCUGGCAAAGCAAAAGCUUGAUUAUCUUGAUAAGUUUUCAGAUCAUGUUGUAGGCAAUCUUCCAAGAGAUACUCUCAAGCAUUUGACUGGUGAUCAACUGAAACAUCAAGUUCCUCGUUUAAGGAACUUCAGCAACUUUGGAUUUGCAAACUUUGUGCAUAAUGUUGAUCGAACAGCGUUUGAGUCUGCAUUAGGAACUCUGAAGGCUAAUGCAGGCAGUUUUAGUAAAGGACAGGCAAGGGCAACUGUUCAGAAGCUUACUGAUAUACAAGGGAAAGUCAGCUCCUGGGACUCAUCUAGCUAUAAGAACCUUGGUGAUUUUCGGAAAGGAAUGACGUGCCAGCAGACUUCGUCAAUGAAGAGUGUAGCUUUUACCGAUGAUUCUAUUGCUAAAGGUUUUAGAGAUGAUGCUAAAUCAGACAAAUUGGAUAAGAGCCAGCGAAAAGGUGUUGUGGAAUCAAAAAAAAGAGAGAAGCCUCCUCAGAAUUGGAAUAAGGAUGAUGUGAAACAGCUUGGUCAUAUGAUGAGUGAUGUUGGUAAUCAUGACUUGAAAGAACUUCCAGAUAAAACAGUUGCUGAUUCUAUAGGUGACAUUGGCCAACAGAAGUGGAAUGAUGAUCAAGCUCGGACUCUUAUUUCAAAAUUCCAGAGUGGUCGAGGCAAGACGUUUAAAAACAUGACAUCUUCUGAUGUAGACGACAUGAAAUCAUUGAGAAACAAGUUUAGCACAGAGCAAAACAAACAGCUGCCAAAGGAUGCUUUUCAUUCUGUUGCAGAAUAUGUUGGCAAAAUGGGAAGUCCGAAACAGGGCACGACUCAAACCACGGCAGAGAGAUACUUUGGUGACAUGGUUGGCAAGAAAGAUGGACAUACAGACACAUCGAAACUCAAGAGUAUGCAUUUGAGUAAAACACCAAAACUGAUGGCCGGAUUGUCAGUGACGCAACUGAAAGCCAUUAGUGGAAGUGAGCUCCAGAAAAGCCUUCCUCAGACAUCUCAAUAUGUUGGCAAUUUGGAUAUUCACCAGGCAAAAGCAGUAGUAGACAAAGUUAAACAUGGCAUGGGUAGAAACAUGGGCAAUGAUUCUAAGAGUAUGGCCAAACACCUUCGUGGUCUGGGUAGCUACAUUGCAGGUAUGAAGUCAAGUGAUGUGGAUAUGUUUCCUGACGACAGCGUAAAGAGUGCAGUUGUUGAUAAUGAUGAGAGUGGCAUGUACUUGCAUAAAGGACUAAAAUACCAUGUGCACAAUGCGCUUCCCUCAAUGCAACGAAAACUGGCACAAAAGACUCAGAAGGGUGGUUCAAAAAAGCUAUCUGAGCUGGGCAGUGAUCUUGCACAGCACGUGUCUCUCAAGCAAAUGAAGCAACGAUUAGAUAAAGACACUGUUGAUGAUGAAAAUGUACAGGAAACGAAGUUUACAAAACAUCAGAAUUGUCAGUUGUUUGGUCGUUUGAAAAAGUCAGGCAAGCUUGGUGAGACGAACUCUGUCGAUGGCAACAAUCAAACAAAGUGGACUGGACGCACAAUAAGAGACAAAGUUGGUUGUCUUCUCACGGGAGCUUCACCGGAUGAUCUGAAAAUGUUGCCUGUUGACAGCAUUCCAGAUGCAGCAGAAACUGUAGGAAAAUGUAAUUACACUCGAAAGCAAGGGAAGACCAUGGUAGAUAGCUUCAGAAUGCAACUUCUUGCAAACUUCUCGGAAUUUGAUUCCAGUGAUGUUGCCAGCUUUGGUCCUAUGGUUGACCAGCUUUAUGGCAAAGAUUUGGAUGACCUGCGAAAAGGAGAAAAUGGUCGUAGCAACAUGAAACAAGUAGGUUGUCAACUGAGAGACAAGGACAUGAGCAAAACCAGCCAUUCAAAAAGGAAUGACCUUUACAAUCGUGUUCAUGAGGCCCUUACUAAAUCUGAUAGCAGACGACGCAGGGAUGCUGAUGAGCUGACCGCUGAUACUGUAGACAAACUUGGCAAUUUAAUGAGUGGAAUUGAUACAACGGAUAUUUCCAAACUUACGAAGAAUGCUUUGGAAACUAAAAUGCGAGACUUUUCUUGGCUUUUCAAUGGCACUCAAAGGAAAACUCUUGCUGACCAUGUUGUGAGACAGCUCGGCAAAGGCAGUGCUUCAAGGCUAACUGGGGCACACCUUUCUGAUAUGGGCCCAGCAAUACACAAUCUUACUCAUAAACAGCUUGGGCAACUCAAUCCGUCUGCUGUUGCCGAUUCGAUGGAUGACCUAAGAAAUCGUAACUGGGAUCGUAGUGAUGGAAAAAUUAUGCUUGAUCAUGCUGAGAAGGUUUUCAACAAAAGUGUUGAUAAAUGGAAUGGCAACCACUUCAGACGAGUCAAGAACAUGAACAUUGGCCAUAAGAAUGUCAUAUUUCGUAACAUGACACGUGAGACCUUGGAGGACAGUUUGAGUUCUUUCCCAAUUCACAGGAUGGACGAAGAUCAGAAGCAAGCUCUUAGAGAUGCAGCAAAGAUGAAACUUGGAGGUGAUUCUGAAGAUGGAAUAUCAGAAGAUCAUCUUGUGCUACUUGGAUCAGCAGCUAAUGGUGAUACAAAAUUCUUGGGUAUGAACAGCCACUUUGCAGACAGUGAAAGAAGCAUAGAUGUUCUUGGUCACAAUAGUGGAAAGGCUCUAGACAAAUCAACGGCAACUGCUGGUUUUAGUACGAUAAAGUCAAAGCGCAUGAUGAAGGGCAAGACUCCCAGUAACUAUGAUUCAACUGAUAUUUCUAACAUGGGAGAGUUUAUCACUGGUGCAUCCAAAUCAGAUAUCGAUUCCAUGAAUUCCAUGGAAGUUGCGCAAGCUCUGCCAAGGCUUGGGAAAAACCACUACCAGAACAUGGAUAAGACAGCCAAAGAUGCUCUGCGUCGAAAAGCCAGUAGGGGAAUGUCAGAUGAUGGCUCGACGGAGAAGCCGGCAUCGCAAUGGUCAGCUGCUGAAGCUGGUGAGCGUGGCACCCUUGUUGGACCUGAAGACACUCAACGUUAUAAGCCAGAGCAUAUGGAAGCACUGUCAGAUCACACUUACAUGAACAUGGAUAGUGACUCUUUGAAAGCUAUUCCUACUGACAGUCUCAAAGAAGUUAGCAACGACCAAGCUCGCAUUGUGCAAGAGCGGCCAGACUUUACUAGUUUGAGUCAGCCUCAGCAGGAUGCCAUCAACUCUGCGGCAAUGCAAGACAGCUUGUUUGCUCCGGAAGGUGAACAACAAGCAACACCAACAGAUAAGGCUCCAUCAGGCAGCUGCAGUCCCAAAGUUGGAAUUGCCGUCGUCUUCACUCUGAUAGUCACAGUUGCUGGACUGUUUUAAAUGUUAUGAACCCGUUUGAAACUAUUUUCAAACUUUUGAUUGCAAAGUAUUGUUGUAGUAGUGACUGUUGCUGGCAAUGCGCAUGCGUAUAAACUUAUAGAUCAGAUGUGAGGAAUGCUCAAUGUAAGAUCAGAGUGGUACAAAGCUACA
Corticium candelabrum is the source of this 3773-nucleotide messenger RNA. RefSeq lists its product as uncharacterized. Gene Ontology annotation, biological process: cell-matrix adhesion. The transcript is spliced from 28 exons. Bases 57 to 3623 code for a protein of 1188 amino acids. Lineage: Eukaryota; Metazoa; Porifera; Homoscleromorpha; Homosclerophorida; Plakinidae. The record is from RefSeq and is a predicted model, not a curated record. Gene Ontology annotation, cellular component: cell surface.